Messenger RNA from Danaus chrysippus (African queen), 369 nucleotides. The record is from the annotation of a GenBank genome assembly. Lineage: Eukaryota; Metazoa; Arthropoda; Insecta; Lepidoptera; Nymphalidae.
AUGAAACUGUUUUUGGUUCUUGCUUGUGUAGCUUUAGCUACAGCAGCCCCACAACAACUCAGUCGAUCAGAGCCUGAUGGUAAAAAUGUAGAAAUAUUACGAUAUGACAACGAAAACGAUGGACUUGGCUCCUAUAAAUUUGGUUUUGAAUUAAGCGAUCAAACUAAGCGAGAAGAAGAGGGGGAACUGAAAAAUGCUGGUAGCGAAAAUGAGUCUAUUGCUGUCAAGGGUUCAUAUAGCUGGGUUGAUAAGGACGGACAAGUGUACACAGUCAACUAUGUGGCUGACGAAAACGGAUUUCAACCAACCAUUGAGCAAUCAAACGGAGGCGCCAUACCACCAGCUGUUAUCGCGGCUUUUUCUGGAUAA